ACUUUUACACAUGGACAUAAAUUCCUCACUGAGGUUCAGAGCGCCUCGCCUGCUUCCUGCCUCUACUGCAGUACAUUAAAGGAGCAUAAGGAGACGUUAAAGGAGCGUAAGGAGGCGUUAAAGGAGCGUACGGAGACAUUAAAGGAGCGUAAGGAGGCGUUAAAGGAGCGUAAGGAGGCGUUAAAGGAGCGUACGGAGACAUUAAAGGAGCGUAAGGAGGCGUUAAAGGAGCGUAAGGAGGCGUUAAAGGAGCGUACGGAGACGUUAAAGGAGCGUAAGGAGGCGUUAAAGGAGCGUACGGAGACGUUAAAGGAGCAUACGGAGACGUUAAAGGAGCGUAAGGAGGCGUUAAAGGAGCGUACGGAGACGUUAAAGGAGCGUAAGGAGGCGUUAAAGGAGCGUACGGAGACGUUAAAGGAGCGUACGGAGACAUUAAAGGAGCGUAAGGAGGCGUUAAAGGAGCGUAAGGAGGCGUUAAAGGAGCGUACGGAGACAUUAAAGGAGCGUACGGAGACAUUAAAGGAGCGUAAGGAGGCGUUAAAGGAGCGUAAGGAGACAUUAAAGGAGCGUACGGAGACGUUAAAGGAGCGUACGGAGACGUUAAAGGAGCGUAAGGAGGCGUUAAAGGAGCGUAAGGAGACGUUAAAGGAGCGUACGGAGAUGUUAAAGGAGCGUAAGGAGGCGUUAAAGGAGCGUACGGAGACGUUAAAGGAGCGUAAGGAGACGUUAAAGGAGCAUAAGGAGACAUUAAAGGAGCGUAAGGAGACAUUAAAGGAGCAUAAGGAGACAUUAAAGGAGCAUAAGGAGACAUUAAAGGAGCAUAAGGAGACGUUAAAGGAGAGUAAGGAGACAUUAAAAGAGCAUAAGGAGACAUUAAAGGAGCAUAAGGAGACAUUAAAGGAGCGUAAGGAGACAUUAAAGGAGCGUAAGGAGACAUUAAAGGAGCAUAAGGAGACGUUAAAGGAGAGUAAGGAGACAUUAAAGGAGAGUAAGGAGACAUUAAAGGAGCGUACGGAGGGUUUGAACCUGAACCUGAACCAGGAGGGUCUGAACCUGAACCUGAACCAGGAGGGUUUUGUGUGAUGGACCUGAUGAGCAGACAUCUGGUCUGUUCUCAGGUGUGAUCUGGAUCAGGGAGCUCAGAUCCUCUGUUUGGCUGACGCUGGUCUUAACCUCGUUAGCAGCUAAUCCCCUCAGAGCUACAUGAACAGCUUUAAC
Molecule: messenger RNA, 1218 nt
Organism: Sebastes umbrosus (honeycomb rockfish)
Lineage: Eukaryota; Metazoa; Chordata; Actinopteri; Perciformes; Sebastidae
Product: DNA ligase 1-like
Exons: 1
Source: RefSeq, a predicted model, not a curated record